AUGGAUCACUCAAACGAUGCCCAUGCCGCAGCGCCGCAUCGUGGUUCUGUCUGGGCGGCAGCUGCGGGCGUACUUGUUGGAUUAGUCUACAUCUCCAUGACGUCUUGGCAGGAUGCGGCGGAUCCGGAACAGUUUUUGAGUUCAAUUGACAGGACUGGGGUGGACAUAUACGCGCCAGAUGCUGCAUUGCUCGACAUCAACGAGGAGGGCUGUAUCGUUGACCAGCUUCCACGCCCGAAAGUUGUUCAGGGCAGGGACGGAACCUGGCUAGAGGUGACGUUUCUCAACGGUGAUCGCUCGGCAAGUGGAUACCGGACAGACCCAAUUUGCAAGAGCCCCUGGCAAAGCGAUGAACUAGGACGGCCGAUUGUGGAGGAAACAGCAGCUAUAGUCCAGCGAGCCAUCCUUGUCGGCCACCCCAACGUCGGAUGGCUCGACCCAAACAGCACCAGAUGGAUCCCUAGGCCAUGCGCAAGGCCGGUUCCAAGAAUUUUGCAUUUUAUUUGGCUUUGCUCGCCGCUGGCCAUGAUGCGAGCACUCCAUGUUCUGGAGUUUAUGAAAGCGAACCCCACUUAUCGUGUAUUCUUUUGGACCGACUCCCCGAUACCUCCUCCAGUGAAAGCGGUUCUCGAUGCAGAAGCGGAGAAUCGAGCAGCAGGCGGAAUUGUGUAUAUGGAUGCUUAUGCAGAGGCACGAACCUUCAAGUCUCAAGUCUUGAUUAAGUACAUGGACGAACUGAACAGGGACAGCAUGAAUGCAAAACUCUGUGCUGUCAAGUCGCAUUUUUGGCGCUAUGAAGCUGUGAUGAAAUAUGGCGGCAUCUACAUUGACAUGGACCAUGGCUCGACGCGCGGCUUCGAUGAAGUCGGGGGCCCGAAUCUGUGGAGAUGGCCAUUCGUCAUACACAAGGUGUGCGGCGCCAACAUCAACAAUCACAUGUUCAGUGCAGGCAGAGGUUCAGGGUUUCUCGAGUUUGUGCUCAAGGUGAUUACCGAGCGCUGCAGAAAGUUUGGUGCUUGCAGCGUAUUGGAAGGGACCGGGCCACCACCCUUCGCAAUGAGCGUGCUGAAGUACAAUGCUUCCGACAUAGGUCUUAUCGGAGAUCAGUUCUUCAAAGAGACGAGCAUUGCAGAGCAUAUGGCGGAGCAUACUUGGCGAUGA
Molecule: messenger RNA, 1161 nt
Organism: Symbiodinium sp. CCMP2456
Lineage: Eukaryota; Dinophyceae; Suessiales; Symbiodiniaceae
Source: the annotation of a GenBank genome assembly